This is a messenger RNA of Acipenser ruthenus (sterlet), 7892 nucleotides long. Its product is annotated as synaptotagmin-2-like. Gene Ontology annotation, cellular component: synaptic vesicle membrane; dense core granule; axon. NCBI's taxonomy places the organism in Eukaryota, Metazoa, Chordata, Actinopteri, Acipenseriformes, Acipenseridae. The coding region runs from base 870 to 2141 and encodes 423 amino acids. Gene Ontology annotation, biological process: cellular response to calcium ion; synaptic vesicle endocytosis; calcium ion-regulated exocytosis of neurotransmitter. Gene Ontology annotation, molecular function: calcium-dependent phospholipid binding; clathrin binding; calcium ion binding. The transcript is spliced from 11 exons. The record is from RefSeq and is a predicted model, not a curated record.
CCAAGGACUUUUAUUAUUGAGCAGGAGCUCAGCCAAUGAUUUUGAGCUUGCAGAGCUGGGGAAUACAGCAGCAGAACAGCAGAGGGGCUAGUGGGAAAGAAAAACUGCAGUAUAUAUAUUUUUUAUUUUACUGAUCUAAUCAAUUUAACACCUCAGUUUCAGGGAACAAGCUUGUAUGAGUGAGAGCAUCUUAAGGGUGAAAUCAUAACUGCAGGACUGACUGGUUUGUAGGGCAGAAUUAUUUUUCUUUAGCACAGCAAAAAAAAGUAUUUUGAAGCAUCCAGACAAUAUUAUUUUUCUUUCUUCAAGACUCAAAGUAUCCUGAAGAGACCACAGAAGUUUCUCCCUUCGGAAGAAGGCUUUGAACACGGUGCCCUGUGUAAUCAGCCCUGAGGCUGGAAGACAAGCUGUGUGUUGGAAUGAGCCAGCAGCACGUUCACAGGGGGACAGCUUUGCAUAUUGAUUCUUUAGGAUUGCCCUUGAAUGUUGGGACAGGGCGCUGGGGAGUACGGCAAGCUGUGAGGAGCAUAGCAAAUCAGGAAAAAGAGAGUGAAGGGGGAGAAGGGGAGAGAGCGAGCACAGCAAAAGAGGGGGGUGAGAGAGAGAGAGUAUGAGAGAGCUAGUACUACUGCAGUGAGAGAGAGAGAGAGAGAGAGAGAGAGAGAGAGAGAGAGAGAGAGAGAGAGAGAGAGAGAGAGAGAGAGAGAGAGAGAGGGGACUGCAGUUGUAGAGCUGAUGGAAAAGGACCAGGGGACGAUACCACACUGAAACAUUAACCCUCAGUGCCUCGGUGUUGGAUGAGUUGGCCCAUCAGGAGAGGAUCAGACAAAGGAACAAUCGCUGGGCAACCCCCUCUCGCUUAGUUCAGAAUGACGUGGGGCUUGUUCAAGAAGAAGCCAGAGCCCAUAGUGGGCCCCAAACCAAACAGCACAGUGACCAUGCCCCCUCCGGUCAUGUCUACUGUGGCUGACAACUCGACUGAGGUGGAAGGACCUAACGGUAAGAAGAAAGACAUCUUCGAGGAUAUCAGGAGCAAGUUCAUCAACGAGAUCGACAAGAUCCCUUUGCCACCCUGGGCUAUCAUCGCCAUUGCCGUGGUUGCUGGCCUUCUGCUCCUCACCUGCUGCUUCUGCAUCUGCAAGAAGUGCUGCUGCAAGAAGAAGAAGAACAAGAAAAAUAAGAAGGACAAAGGCGCCCUCAACAUGAAGAACAUGAAAGGAGGGGAUCAGAACAAACAGGACGAUGAUGAUGACGAUGCAGAGACGGGACUGACUGAAGAGGAUGAGAAGGAGGAGGAGAAAGAGCCGGAGAAGCUGGGCAAGCUGCAGUUCUCACUCGAUUAUGACUUUCAGGACAACAAGCUGAAUGUCGGGAUUAUCCAGGCAGCUGACCUCAUCUCCAUGGACACAGGGGGCACGUCUGAUCCCUACGUGAAGGUCUACAUUCUGCCAGACAAGAAGAAGAAGUUUGACACCAAGGUCCACAAAAAGACGCUGAACCCUACCUUCAACGAGACCUUCACGUUCAAGGUCCCCUACGAGGAACUGGGAGGAAAGACCCUGGUGAUGGCGAUCUACGACUUUGACCGCUUCUCAAAGCAUGACAUCAUCGGAGAGGUGAAGGUGCCCAUGAACACUGUGGAUCUGGGAAAGCCCAUUGAGGAGUGGAGAGACCUGGAGAGUGUGGAGAAAGAGGAGCCUGAGAAGCUGGGAGAUAUCUGCAUCUCUCUGCGUUACGUUCCCACGGCAGGGAAGCUCACUGUCUGCAUCCUGGAAGCCAAGAACCUGAAGAAGAUGGAUGUGGGUGGGCUCUCAGAUCCCUAUGUGAAAAUCCACCUCCUAGCGAACGGUAAGAGACUGAAGAAGAAGAAGACGACGGUGAAGAAGAACACGCUGAAUCCCUACUACAACGAGUCCUUCAGCUUCGAGAUCCCCCUGGAGCAAAUACAGAAAAUCCAAGUGGUGGUCACAGUGCUGGAUUAUGAUAAGAUUGGCAAAAACGAUGCCAUCGGCAAGAUCUUAAUAGGCAUUAAUUCCAGGCACUUUUCCGACAUGUUGGCAAACCCGCGUCGACCCAUCGCACAGUGGCACCCGCUCCAACCUGAGGAAGAGAUAGACGCAGAACUGGCAAAAAAGAAGUAAAAAAAAAACACUGACCGGACAAACUAACUAACUAAUAAACUAACAGACACUGCAUGAAAUUAAUGGAUUACCGAUACUAGAAAACAUGGUAAGCGUUAAAAAAAAUUAAAUAAACAGCAGCACCUACUGAAACUCCAGCAACAACUACCACAACAUGAUUUCUAAUAUUCAAAAACUGAUUUAAACUAACAACAAAUCAUGUAAAUUGGACGAGAUGGAUAGAUCAGUUCACUUGUAUACGUUUAAAAUGCAUACAAGUUUUAGUUUUAAAUGUUUUGUGAUUGUUUUAUUUAAGGCUCUGUGAUUCCGUGUUGAGAAGAAUUGAUAAAAGGUUGCGAUGUACGACAUGCAUUUUAUAGGUAUAUUAGUAACAUCUCUAACAUCCUGCAGAUACAGCCUGUGUCUGCAGGGGGAACGUAUGAUAGUUUAUACUGUGAAUUAGUAUCAAAGGUAAGCAAUGUGGUAACAUAAACCCAAGAUGUUCUGAAAAUGAACCCUUUAAAGAAACACAUUUGAAGAAAAAACGUUUCUAGACAAUAGUGUUUGAAAGUUUGUAACAAAGAAAACCCCGCUUACGUUACUGAGAGAGCUUACGUUACUGAUAGAAAAUUCAUACAUUAUAAUCUAACAACAUGCUGUGCGCUUGAUGUGAGUGACCAUGAAUAAAGUAAGACGCUAUUUUCAUGCAGCGAUAUUCUAAAAUCAAGGAACACAAUAUCAAACGAAUUAAGUAAGACAAAACAAAUAAGUCAUACACAAUGGUUAAUUCUGUAUUUGUUUUUCUGUCCAAUGCAAUACAAUUUGAAAAGAUUUAGGGAUAAAAUGACAGCCAUAUUUUUUUAAAAUCUGCAAUUGCUUGAAAAAAAAAGGGAUUUCGUUGUUGUUUUUGAGCGUCCUAUAAACAACACAGUUUUAAUCCUCCUAGGAUAAAAAUGCUACCGUUUUGCAAAACCCCAUUUGAGGGCUGAAAUGUAUUUAGUGGAGGGAUGACAGUGGCUAUAAAACAGUAAUAUAACCCUGUUACUAAGUACUGACAAUAAAUGCAUCAAAUAGUUGAGAAAGUUAAUUCAUUUUUCUUCUUGUGGGGGUAUGUAUCUUGUCUUCUGCAUAUUCAACGGGGAUACUGCCGUCCAAGACUGAAGGGCAUUUUGCCAUGCCUCAAGAGUUUGGGGACAUCUAAUUUAAACUGCCUGCAAUCUACCACCUGCCUUCCCCAUCACCCCUCAUACAACCUCAAUUGGCUUUACUGAGAGCUCCACUCUAGACAAACACAUAUUCACAUAACCUCUGACCAGACCAGUAGUGUACCACAGUGACCCCUAGUGGUACAAAGACAACUCCACAGUGACGAGGCGACAACGGAAACCAUUGCCUUCUUUUUCAUAGGUUUCUCAUCUGAUAAAACAAAAACAAAAAAAACGAUGCAAUAAAACCGUGGUUUAUGAAGACUGAUAUAAAUAUAAACACUAAAAACACAUUGGAAGCAUAUCGUUAUAAAUAAUCAAAAGACAUAAACUGUGAUUUGUCAGGAAUUUCAUGACCACGUUAGUGGAUAUUUAUAUGUUAAGGUUCCCUUGCGAUAGCCCACACAGAUGCAGAAUUUUCUAAUAAUUUCAUGAGGGAAUGAGAGAAUGAACUGAAACGUUGUUUAUAACUGUCAAUAUGUUCACUUUUCUAUAUCCUGUAUCCAAGAUAAUAUCUUGAUGGGAAUAUGCUAGGUGUGUCCCAAGCUGUUUCUCAGAAAAGGUACGAAAUCCUUAGCAAAGCCACCAUCUACUGAGCAACACACCCCUAAUAAAUACCCACAAACCACAGUUUAAUUUGGAAAUUAUCCUACAAAGGUACAAUAGACCACACACAAAAAUGCACGAUACUUCAGUGUUACUUUAAACAGGAAAAAUAAAAAGUAAGAAAUGCAAUAUUAUGAACGUGAAUGUCUUUAGUUACAUUGAAUAAAGCAGGUUAUUAUUUUAAGGCUCGUUUAGAUGAAGUAUUCUGUCUCUUUAUUUCCAAUGUCCAAGGUAUUUUUUUUGUUGGGUUUUUUUUGUGGUUAUAUCUAUAUUAAUGCAAUACAGCCACUCGGUUUUAAGCCAUCUGAGCCUCUCCCUGUGUUCCAAUUAAAAAUCUAUGAACUAAAAUAACGAUUCCAUCGGUGUGUAGUUUUGCCUAUAUAUAUACAUAGAUUAACUUGUUUAUACUGCAUGUUUCUAUACAAUACUGUAAAUAGCAGCAUGUGUUAAAGAGAGGAAGAAUCUAUCGUGUAUGUGUGUAUCAUUUGCCAUUUUAAUAAAAAACAAAAGAAAAAAAGAAAACAAAAAAAAGAAAACAUGCACUGACUGUAUAUUUUCUAUGUGACGGAAUCUGUAUUUUCCGCGAAUGGAUAUGGGAAAGAAUGUAAAAUAUAGAUUUUUAAUUUCAAUAGACAAACUUUGAACUGCCUGAUUUUCAUGUGCAAAAGGGUGUUGUGUAUAGUCCUGUGUGAGUCCAACGCAAUGGUGUAAACGCAUGCCUGCUAACUAUUUUAGUGUUAACACGUCUCUGAUUCAUGUUGUUUUUCAUGUAUUUCCUAUUUGUUUGUUUGUAAACUAUAUAUAUAUAUAUAUAUAUAUAUAUAUAUAUAUAUAUAUAUAUAUAUAUAUAUAUAUAAAGUUUAUACAAGGGUGUCCAAGUUGAAGUCAUGCAUUUAUCCCCCAACAUACCUUACUGUGUCUUUGAGGUGCAAGCAUGAGGUGCCCCAUACAAAAAAACAUGUCUAUUUAAAGAUGCAGAAUGCAACCUGCUACGUACACUUUACACUACAGAACAGUAAAGAAAAACAGAUUUUAUGGUACUUCAAAGAUUUGAUACUGUAGAUUUGUCAAUAAUUGAUACAGACCAGUUACAUCCAAAUCAAUGUGCUAUACUCUCUAAAUGAUCAUAGCACUUUAUUUAUUUAUUUUUAUUUUUCACAAAUUCCUUUACAAUCUUGAAUCUGUCCUGCUCUGAUAAUAUCUGCUGUUGAUCCUGGUAUAGGAUCAUCAUCUCGUGAGCACAGUGAGUGAUUCAAUGAGAUCAUCUGUCUGAAAUGAUGAUUCGGUUCACGUCAGUAAUGAGCAUUCUUUUAUAACACUCAUUUUAUAAAACUGCUGUCCUUUUGUAUUUUUACUGCCAAUAUAAAGACCUCCCUUCUGAUGUGCUGCUAACAUGCCUCAGAGAGCACUAUGAUUGCUAGUGCAUCAGUUCCACUGGAAACAUAACAACCUCAACAGAUAUUGAAACUUGGAACCCCUUGUAUAUGUCCUUUUCUAAAGCAGCUAUAUUUUGUGUCUGCUAAGAUAAUCCUAUGCUCAUGCUUCCAAGCUUUUUGACUGCAACUUCUUCUAUAUGUGUGUGUGUGUGUGUGCGUGUGAGUGUAUAUACAGAUUAUUAAAAACAAGAAAGCCAUAUGAACACUAAUACCUUUAGAGUUCAGCUACAUAGAACCUAACCUACUUAUAUCGUCACUGUUUUUCGUGUAGUCUUGUAGUGCAUAUCACUUCAACUUACUCCUUUUUUUGAAUGCUUUGAAUCCUUAGAACCGCUGUUGAUUAUGAAGACCUUGUCUAGGAUGUAAACCCAAACAUAUAUUGUAACUUGUAUCACAAAAUCCAAAGCUGAAGACAUUUUGAAUAACACAAAUGCAUCCAUGUGGACAUUGUUGUAUAUCAUUUUGUUUGUGAUGUUAUAGUAAGUAUAACAACCGUUUGUUGUUGAUAUACUUACUACAAUGAUAUUAUAAUAUGUAAUAUAAUAUAGAAAAUGUUUUUUAUUUUAUUUAUUUUUCUUCACUAAAAUUUUGGAUUGCAAGCCACUCCCUAGCAAACUGUAUAUGAACCUUAACUCAUAAGCUUUUGUAUAAAAUAAAGUUGGAUAUUCUUGAAAUGUUUCUAAGACUGCUGUUUAACCAAACAGUGUCAGUCUAAAGCCAUUUAAAGAAUAUCAAUGUCAUCAAUUUUCACACUGUCAAGUCGUGAGCCUAGUAUGGCACCUGCUAUAUAGUUAGUAUGUUGGAGACAUGCAGUGCUGAGUUGCCAUGGAAGCUAUCCUGGCCAAUCAGAAACACUCUUAUUGGGUUGGUUUCAUACUGAGACUAGGGUGGGCCAUUUCAGAAAAUGUGCUGGGUUUCUUUGAUGAAGUAGUACUGUCCAAAUUGACAAAUAAUAACUCGUUUUUUACAAUAAUACAGCAAGUAUGUACAUUUUGUUAACAGAGAAUUUACAUUAUGUGGCAUAGUCCACUUAUGGUGUAGCCAUCCAUGUGUGAGCAAAAAUAACAUUUCCGAAAUGUAUUCUUCCAGUAUUCUAUGGGUUAAUGGAAGCAGUGUUUGAAUUUGGGACUAUUACACCCCCCCCCCCCCCCCAAAUGGAUAUGUUAUGAUUUAUAUUGUAUGAAAGAUUACUGUUUUCAGGGUGAAACAGAUAUUCCCCAAACAAAAAUGACUUUCCGGAUCUCUCUAAGAAAAGUGAAAAAGAAAAAGUUAUAUAUAAAAAUAUAUUUUUGUUUUUAGUAUUAUGAAUAUUUUGAAAUAUGUAAUAUUUUAGUAGAGAAUGCAACUAGGUAAAAUAAUACAUGUGAUGCCAUAAAAAAAAAAACUUAGGCACUAAGUAAAAAUCUCAUGUACAGUAUGGAGUAACUUGAUAUGGAAAACAUUAAAUAAAAGUGUGAGUCUAUCCUUACGAUGCUUAUAAAAUCAAAUUCAAGCACUGGCCAGGCAUUCAGCCCUAUCUAUCAAAACUACCCCUGUUUAGGUACCAGUUUACUAUUGAAAUGAAGCAGGAAUGUGAGCGAUCAGAUCCAUGAUAAAUCUAUCCCAAACUAUUAAUAAUAAAAAUAAAUAAAUAAAUAAAUAAAUAAAUAAAUAAAUAAAUAAAUAAAUAACGUGAUUAAUUGAGUUUCUAUUGUCUAGUGUGCACAACCUUUCCAAUAGUGCGGUUCUCAUUUCAUACAUUAUCUAAUACUGUACAUAUGCUUUCAAAUCUUGAUGUUAUCCUCCGAGAUCCUGUAUGGGGUUUUUGCAUGGGUUGAUAUAGGGCUUGGUUAUCUAUGAGCGUAAUUGGUCUUCAUGUGCAUAUUCUGCAUUGCUAUUUGUCUAUCUGCGACCGUCUUUUAAACACCAUGCAUAGAUACAAUUAGAUGGGUAUCACUAAUAAAACAGACUUUAAAGUAGAAUGAUUAUAUUAUAAACACUGCAAGCAGAGAUGCUUUGCCAUUAUGAUGUAAAUAACCGGAGUCUAAGAGCUUUCUCACAUAUUUAUUAAUUUAUGUCUUGCACUGCAUCUUGUAUUCCACCAGGUGGUGGUAUUGUAAAAUAUGGAUCACAGUGUUUCCUGCACAAUAGCACCAUCUGUAGGUAAAGCCCAGCACUGAAACUGCAACUGUCUUCCAUUUCAGGACUGGUCACGCCAUCCCUUCUCAAUUGUAAAAUAAUAUCCAAAGAACUGUUAUUUGGUGGGGGGUGGGUAUAGGGUUUCUUGUACUUAAUUUUCCCUGUCUUUCUUAAUGUUGUGGUGCGUUCAUGUCAGUAUUGUACCUUCUGUGGAAAGCAUGCUUUACCCCUUGAUGGGACACUUUGCAAAUGUUGCUCCAGCAACCAUGAACUUGAACAUCAAUGCAUCAGCAACCCUUGUAAAGACUUCAAGGGAACCAAAUAUGAUGAAAUAUCUCGAUAGAAAUUUAUCAUGUUAAGUUACCAGCUCUGUACUGAACAUAUAAGAAAUAAAGGCCUUUUAGCUA